AUGACCUACUCGGACGAUAUCAAGACCAACCUCGAGUGGACCUCCUCCCUCGAUAUCGACUACCAGUCCACAACUGCCCGCAAGACCUCCAUCAUCUGCACCAUCGGCCCCAAGACUAACACGGUCGAGAUGUUAACAAAGUUGCGCCAGUCUGGCAUGAACAUCGCCCGCAUGAACUUCUCUCACGGCUCGUAUGAAUACCACCAGUCGGUCAUCGACAACACCCGUCAGAGCUGCUUGGAACACCCUGGUCGCCCCGUUGGUAUUGCUUUGGAUACCAAGGGUCCCGAGAUCCGCACGGGAUUGAUGAAGGACGACGUCGAGGUUCCUAUUACCGCCGGCCACCAGAUGAUCAUCACCACCGACGACCAGUACGCCGAGGCCUGCACGGGCGAGCAUAUGUACGUCGACUACAAGAACUUGACCAAGGUCAUUACUCCCGGCAAGGUCAUCUACGUCGACGACGGUGUCCUCUCCUUCAAGGUCCUUUCGGUCGAGGACGACCACGUCAAGGUCGAGGCUAUCAACAACGGCAAGAUCUGCUCGCGCAAGGGAGUCAACUUGCCCAAGACUGAGGUCGAUCUCCCCGCUCUCUCAGAGAAGGAUAAGAAGGAUUUGGAGUUUGGUGUCGCGAACGGCGUUGAUAUCGUCUUUGCCUCGUUUAUCCGUCGUGCCGAAGAUGUACUCGAGAUCCGCAAGACUCUUGGAGAGGCCGGCAAGAACAUCAAGAUUAUCUCCAAGAUUGAGAACCACCAGGGAGUCAUCAACUUCGACGAGAUCUUGGCGGUCACCGAUGGUAUCAUGGUUGCCCGUGGAGAUCUUGGAAUUGAGAUCCCCUGUGCUCAGGUCUUUAUUGCACAAAAGAUGAUGAUCUCCAAGUGCAAUCUCGCCGGAAAGCCCGUCAUCUGCGCAACCCAGAUGCUCGAGUCCAUGACCUACAACCCCCGCCCCACCCGUGCCGAAGUCUCUGACGUCGCCAACGCUGUCCUCGACGGAGCCGACUGCGUCAUGUUGUCCGGCGAGACUGCCAAGGGCUCCUACCCCCUCGAGGCUGUCGAGACCAUGGCCGAGACCUGUAUCCUUGCCGAGUCGGCCAUCUGCUACCCCCCACUCUUCAACGAGCUCCGUCAGCUCCAGAGUCGCCCCACCGAGACAACCGAGACCGUUGCCUGUUCUGCCGUCUCUGCCGCCCACGAACAGGACGCCGGCGCCAUUGUUGUCCUCUCGACCUCCGGAGACACUGCUCGCUUGGUCUCCAAGUACCGCCCCCAGACCAACAUCAUCAUUGUCACACGCAAGGAAGCGACUGCAAGAUCCAUCCACUUGUCUCGUGGAUGCUACCCUUUCAUCUACAAGGAGCCCAAGGUUGCCGACUGGCAGGAGGAUGUUGAUAACCGUCUGCGGUGGGGUAUGGACCAGGCCAUUUCUCAUGGUCUCUUGAAGUCUGGCCAGUCUGUUAUUGUCAUCCAGGGCUUCCGUUCCGGACACGGUAACUCCAACACCAUGCGCAUUGUCGUCGCCUAA
Messenger RNA from Linnemannia hyalina, 1524 nucleotides. NCBI's taxonomy places the organism in Eukaryota, Fungi, Mortierellomycota, Mortierellomycetes, Mortierellales, Mortierellaceae. The record is from the annotation of a GenBank genome assembly.